Molecule: messenger RNA, 1939 nt
Organism: Camelus dromedarius (Arabian camel)
Lineage: Eukaryota; Metazoa; Chordata; Mammalia; Artiodactyla; Camelidae
Gene: UBTD1
Product: ubiquitin domain containing 1
Exons: 3
Coding region: 536-1219 (227 amino acids)
Molecular function (GO): protein binding
Source: RefSeq, a predicted model, not a curated record
UGAGGGGCGGUACGCACCCUGGGGGAAACCAAUGAGAAAAUCAGGCCCGGCCCGAGGGGGCGGUGCCGUCGGUCACAUGCGCACCUGGGGCGGACGGCGGCGGCUGCGCGGGCACCGCGAGUCGGCGGCUGGGAGCGGGGCCGGGCUGGGGCGGGGUUAGGCAGGUGAGUGACAGGCUCCGGGGGGCUGGCCCCAGCUGGGAGCCCCGAACGAGCGAGGAGUAGCUGCAGCGGUGCCCGCCCCCUCUCUCCGCCCCAACGGCGGAGCUGGUCUCCGGCCGGGCACCGUCGCGGGCCCCCCUGGCCCGGCCACCUGGGACUGUGCUGGGGAGUCGGCCACCUCCCUCUCUCCCCUCGCCGCAAAGUUUGAGGCGAAGCCGGCGCCAGGGUAGAGCGCACCCCCGGGGGAAAUCAGGGAGCGCCCGAUGCCUGGCGGCAGGAGCCGUUGACCCGGGACGCCGCCGUCCGGGACAGGAGCGCGGGGCAACCGACCAGCCCGCCGCCUCCGGUGCAUGGGGCCCGGCUGAGGAGCCAGCAUGGGCAACUGCGUGGGGAGACAGCGCCGGGAGAGGCCGACCGCCCCAGGACACCCCCGCAAGCGAGCAGGACGCAAUGAGCCCCUGAAGAAGGAGCGGCUGAAGUGGAAGAGCGACUACCCGAUGACGGAUGGGCAGCUGCGGAGCAAGCGGGAUGAGUUCUGGGACACGGCACCCGCCUUCGAGGGCCGCAAGGAGAUCUGGGACGCCCUCAAGGCUGCUGCCUACGCGGCCGAGGCCAACGACCACGAGCUGGCUCAGGCCAUCCUAGAUGGAGCCAGCAUCACCCUGCCUCAUGGCACCCUCUGUGAAUGCUAUGAUGAGCUGGGCAAUCGCUACCAGCUGCCCAUCUACUGCCUGUCACCACCCGUGAACCUGCUGCUGGAGCACACGGAGGAGGAGAGCCUGGAGCCCCCUGAGCCCACUCCCAGUGUACGCCGAGAGUUCCCGCUAAAGGUGCGCCUCUCCACGGGCAAGGACGUGAGGCUCAGCGCCAGCCUGCCCGAUACGGUGGGGCAGCUCAAGAGGCAGCUGCACACCCAGGAGGGCAUCGAGCCAUCCUGGCAGCGAUGGUUCUUCUCCGGAAAGCUGCUCACAGACCGCACGCGGCUCCAGGAAACCAAGAUCCAGAAAGAUUUUGUCAUCCAGGUCAUCAUCAACCAGCCCCCGCCACCCCAGGACUGAGGAGCCCAUGGACCCCUGGGCAGAGAGGCCAAGGAGGGCGUCUGCAGGGCUGAGAGGACUCCCAGCUGGAGCACUAGGCCCCCCAACCCUGCCGCUGCCUUCAAGAGCUGUUCUUUUCUUUGGGAGUGCCUCCCCGUGUACGGCUGCUGGGCGAGCCCUGAGGGGACCUUGCUUCCCAGGGACACUAUGGGCCACCAGUGCCCAGCACACAGGAAGCAGUGUGCUGCCACACGCAGGCCUUGCCAACCUUAUCAGAGAAAAGGCAAACCAGGGCCCUCCACCCUGCCUCUCUCCCGCGGCAGGUUCGAGCCAUGAGGGCCAACCUGGAGGCUCCUGGAGCCCAGAUCUGUCAUCUGGUGCUGGCGGCUGUACUCACUCCGGUUUUCUGCUCAGGGUCUGAAGCAGCUGCUGUCUCCCUCCCCUGCCCCUACCCAUGACUCUGUCCUGGGCACAGUGCCAGUCCCCUGGAGGGGAGGGGACCACAUGGGAGCCCAGGGGCGGGGAGCCUGAGGCCGGCCUCUGCCUCUCCCAGCCCCCAGCACAAUUGGCAGAAAUGAGCCGGUGGCCGGAUGGCUGGGCUGUUGUGGCAGGGGUCUGCGUAGGGCCAUCUCCUGGCUGUAACCCUUGCGGUGGGGGGUCUGCAGCCUGGUCAUGGCCCCACAGCAGGUCCCUGUGUACAGACAUAUCUGCAUAUUUAUCAAUAAAGCCUUUUGCUCCUUC